AUGGUACAAAUAUCGGAAGUCAAUGACAAUCAGACGUCUCAAAGGGAGAACAGAACUGCUGCGCAUACUCAUAUUAAGGGUCUUGGCUUGAAUGAACACGGAAUAGCCAAACUGGUUGAUGGCGGAUUUGUCGGUCAGAACGAUGCACGAGAGGCUUGUGGAAUUAUUGUUGAUUUGAUUAAAAGCAAGAGAAUGUCAGGAAAAGCAGUAUUGAUAGCAGGACCACCUGCUACCGGUAAAACUGCAUUGGCACUAGCUGUAUCGCAGGAAUUGGGACCUAAAGUCCCAUUUUGCCCAAUUGUUGGAUCUGAAUUGUACUCUGCCGAAGUUAAAAAGACAAGUGCAUUAAUGGAAAAUUUUAGAAAGGCAAUAGGGUUGAGAAUAAAAGAAACCAAAGAGGUUUACGAAGGGGAGGUUAUUGAACUAACCCCUGAAGAAGCGGAAAAUCCUCUUGGUGGAUAUGGGAAAACUAUAAGUCACGUUGUUGUUGGUUUGAAGACAGCAAAGGGGACGAAGAAUUUACGUUUGGAUCCUAGCAUAUAUGAAUCCUUGCAAAAGGAAAGAGUAUCAGUUGGUGAUGUUAUUUACAUCGAGUCAAAUACCGGAGCAGUCAAAAGAGUGGGUCGUUCAGAUGCCUACGCCACGGAAUUCGAUUUGGAAGCAGAGGAGUAUGUGCCACUUCCCAAGGGAGAAGUGCACAAAAAGAAGGAGAUCGUACAGGAUGUAACGCUACAUGACUUGGAUGUGGCCAAUGCCAGACCUCAAGGUGGUCAAGAUGUGUUGAGUAUGAUGGGGCAACUAUUAAAACCCAAGAAAACAGAAAUCACCGAUAAGUUAAGAGGCGAGGUUAAUAAAGUCGUGUCAAAGUAUAUUGACCAAGGUGUUGCCGAGUUGAUACCAGGUGUUUUGUUCAUUGACGAAGUCAACAUGUUGGAUUUGGAAAUUUUCACUUACUUGAACAAAGCCUUGGAGAGCAAUAUAGCCCCCAUCGUCAUUUUGGCAUCAAAUAGAGGUUUGACAACUGUUAAAGGGUCGGAUGAUUUUGAAACAAGAGCUCCCCAUGGAUGUCCGCCAGAUUUAGUUGAUAGACUAUUAAUUGUAAGGACGUUACCUUACAAUUUUGAAGAGACAAAGACCAUUAUUUCGAAAAGAGCGCAAUUGGAAAAUUUAAUUCUUAGCAACGAGGCAUUGAAUGAAUUGGCUGAAAAGGGGGUUAGUACCUCUUUAAGAUAUUCUUUACAAUUAUUAACGCCUGCUGGUAUAUUAAGUUCUACAGCUGGGCGCACAGAGAUAAAUCUACAAGAUAUUGAAGAUUGCGAAGUGUUGUUUUUAGACUCUACGCGUUCUACACAAGUCUUGACUGAAACGAAAACUUUUCUAUAG
Messenger RNA from Lodderomyces oxycetoniae, 1383 nucleotides. RefSeq names its product RuvB family ATP-dependent DNA helicase pontin. Gene Ontology annotation, molecular function: ATP binding; DNA helicase activity; ATP hydrolysis activity. Gene Ontology annotation, cellular component: Swr1 complex; Ino80 complex; NuA4 histone acetyltransferase complex. The transcript has a single exon. The record is from RefSeq and is a predicted model, not a curated record. Gene Ontology annotation, biological process: chromatin remodeling; box C/D snoRNP assembly; regulation of transcription by RNA polymerase II. Lineage: Eukaryota; Fungi; Ascomycota; Pichiomycetes; Serinales; Debaryomycetaceae. Bases 1 to 1383 code for a protein of 460 amino acids.